AUGCUUGUGCUCCCUACAACUUCGCAUCCAAUAAAAUUCCUUGUUUCUUACAUAAACUACGAAGCUCAGCUAAUUUAUGUGCAAGACCCUGAAAAUUGCCUUCCGAACAAGUUUCUAAAACUCAACAAUUUGUCAAUUCAACCUUACCACUUAUAUGACGGAGUAGCACAAAACAUCAACUACUUCAACUGUUCUUCAGUUGGGCAUCCACACCUGAGAAACAGCAUCCAGUCAUCCUCAGAUUCACAGGAUAUGAUUUCCUGUCCGAUUUACGUUUCUAAUCCCUACGACAGUGUCCUUGAAUUGGACCUUGUAUCCUGUACCAAGAUGUUCCACGUCAAUGCAUCGGUCACUGUGAACGAGCUGCAGAUUAAUAUGUUGAGCAUGAGGUGGUCCAAACCAGACUGUAGUGAGUGUGAAGAGAAGGGAAAGAGAUGUAAAUGGAAGAACAACAGCACACAAGGUGAUAUUGAAUGUUUUGACUGCAAAGGCAAACGGAAACCAAUCCACAUUCCAACAUCUUUUAUUUUCUCAGCUACAGGUUCAAUUCUGUUGGGGCUGGUGCUUAUUACAGUCUUUAAGAUCCAUCGCUAUUUUAGAAAGAAAGAAGAAGAUCAGGCAAGAGUGGAGAAAUUUUUAGAGGACUACAGAGCAGAAAAGCCUGCAAGAUUUUCCUAUGCUGAUAUAAAAAGAAUGACGAGUGGUUUUAAGCAAAAGUUAGGGGAAGGAACUCACGGAGCAGUUUUCAAAGGAAAACUCUCCAAUGAGAUUCUGGUGGCUGUGAAGAUCCUCAAUAGUACUGAGGGAGAAGGGAAAGAUUUCAUCAACGAAGUUGGUAUUAUGGGCAAAAUCCAUCAUAUCAACGUGGUUCGUUUGCUUGGCUUCUGUGCAGAAGGACUUCAUCGUGCUCUUGUCUACAAUUUCUUUCAGAACGGUUCUUUACAAAACUUUAUAUUUCCACCAGAUAACAAGGACCAUUUUCUCGGUUGGGAGAAGCUGCAACAAGUUGCACAUGGCAUAGCUAAGGGGAUUGAGUAUCUUCAUGUAGGUUGUAAUCAUCCAAUCCUUCACUUUGACAUCAAUCCUCACAAUGUGUUACUUGAUGACAACUUCACUCCAAAGAUUUCUGAUUUUGGUCUGGCCAAAUUGUGUUCCAAGAAUCCAAGUCUAGUGUCCAUGACAGCUGCUAGGGGAACCUUGGGAUACAUUGCACCCGAAGUUUUCUCCAGAAACUUUGGGAAUGUGUCUUAUAAGUCUGAUAUUUACAGUUAUGGAAUGUUGUUGCUAGAAAUGGUUGGAGGAAGGAAGAACGUAGACAUGUCAUCUGAUCAAACAAGCCAAGUUCUAUACCCAGAUUGGAUCCAUAACUUAAUUGAAGGAGACAUACGUAUCCAUAUUGAGGAACAAGAUGAUGCUAAAAUUGCAAAGAGACUUGCAAUUGUUGGACUUUGGUGCAUUCAGUGGAGACCGGUGAACCGUCCAUCCAUAAAGAAUGUAAUACAAAUGCUGGAAACAGAAGAGGAAGACAAGUUAAGCGUGCCUCCUAAUCCAUUUCACUCAACCACUUCCAUUACUACUGCUACUGAACUCACUCUGCUAAGACAACCUUUAGAGUUGGAAGUGAUUCAGGAAUGAGGGUGGAUAAUAACUUUUAGACUCGUCAAAGUUUUAAUGAUUUAUUCUCCCUGGGAAAAAAAUAAGUAUUUUAAUUUGUGGAAAA
Molecule: messenger RNA, 1720 nt
Organism: Gastrolobium bilobum
Lineage: Eukaryota; Viridiplantae; Streptophyta; Magnoliopsida; Fabales; Fabaceae
Product: rust resistance kinase Lr10-like
Exons: 2
Coding region: 1-1635 (544 amino acids)
Biological process (GO): protein phosphorylation
Molecular function (GO): ATP binding; protein kinase activity
Source: RefSeq, a predicted model, not a curated record